UACAACUUCUGCAGAAGACGCCGAGUCAAAAUUCCAUGAUUUCUACGGAAGAAACAGGCGGCAGCGUGAGCACAGACUUCCGUACAGAGUCGGCGGAAGUGAGGGUGCGGAACAAAAAUAAGGAGACUCUACUCCUUAGCAUUUCCCCAAACCACCUCCUCAGAGACGUAAGGUCCGGGUGCCUCCAAGGCAGUUGGGAUGGGGGUUGUCGGUUGAAAGGCUGAAGGAGUUUGACAGAAUUGGGACGAACCAACUUUCAGAGGCGUCGGGGGUGGCUGGAGGUCUCCGCGGCUACGUUUGAGGGACGUGAAGCCUGUGGCAGGUUGUUUGACGUGGAAGAGGACGAGCGUCGCUACGUCUCCUCCCCGCGAGAUCUCCCGAGUGGUCCGCGCCCGAAGCGCGCGCGAAUCUUGAAGCGCCCGUCCCGGCUCCCUGGUUAGACUGUGGGCUGCUCCUUCCAUGGCGUUCGAGGCGGGUGGCUCUAUGGAUGCGGAGGCUCGCGAGGUGCGAGCCCUGGAGGCCGAGAUCGCCGCGUUGCAGAGGCGGUGCCAGGAGCUGCCGGCGCCGGGAGAGAAGCCGUCCGGAGUCCGGUACGUGGUGCCUGUCCACCCCUCCGGCUCGCCGAUCAGAAAAUCAUGUCAAAAAUUACCCCAAUCAGAUUCUGAGGGAUGGGAAUCUUCAAAAGACCUGAGAAGUCAUCUUGGACAUUUAAAAUCAGAACUCUCAUUUCUAAGCACACUUACUGGUUUUAAUAUAAGAAAUUAUUCCAAGAAGAUAGAGGCUGUAACAAACACUGAGGUGACAGAAGAAGGUACAACAAAAGUUCUACAGAGACACAGAUUAUCAGGAAAUUGCAACAUGGUUACAUUUCAACUGGAAUUUCAGGUUCUAGAAAUUCAGACUAAAGAGAAAUUAUCGUCUGCUAUUACUGACCUCAACAUAAUAAUGGAACCCACAGAAUAUUCAGAAUUAAGUGAAUUUGCAUGUAGAGCAGAAGAAAGAAGAGAUUUGCUCAUGUUUUUCCAAAGCCUGCAUUUUUUUGUGGAAUGGUAUGAAUAUCGUAAACACACAUUUAAGCAUUUCAAGGAAAAGUAUCCCGACACUGUGCACCUCCCAGAGGGGGCGUGCUCCCACUGCAUGGAGAUCCACAGCACCAGCCGGCCAGGGUUUGAACUUGUGGUUGUUUGGAGGAUACAAAUAAAUGAGGAAGGGAAGGUUUCCCCAAAGCUGGAUCUCCUCACCAAAGUCCCACAGCGAGCCCUGGUGUUGGACAAAAACAGAGUCAUAGAAACCGCCCCUUCGAGCUUCCAGACCCUGCUAGGAGUACUUGGAAUUGAAGCUGCUCUAGACAGCCUGAUAAAAUUGCUUUGUGUGGGGAACAACUAGCUCCCAGCAGGAUAACAUGCAGGAAUAAGAUGCUGAACUGAGAAGUGUGUGACUUCUGUUAUGAACAUUUGUUUUUUUAGAAACCACAUCCUUCAAAUGUGCUUUUGUGUGCACUAGUAGCACAGUAGAAAACGUGAGAAAACAGCUCUUCAGGUACAAAAUGUCAAAAGCAACACGUAUAGUGCUUUUUGCAAGUAAGUUUAACAUUUGAGAAAAAUGUACCAAGAAUGGUUGUCCACUCUGCGGUGGAUGUGGAGGAGCUGUGCCUAACCUCCACCUCACAGCAACAUCUCCCAACAACUCUUCAUGUUCUUCUUGGUCUUCCACCAAAAAGUUGGGCUGUUAGCUUUAAAAUAACGACCUCGCUGUUCCCUUCACAUGGGACCUUCAGUGAAGAGCCUCUCAACAGGCUGAAUGUGGUACAUGACUAAUCCCAGGACUUGAGACUGAAGCAGGAGGAUCCCAAGUUUAAAGCCAGCCUGGGCUACAUUGUGAGACACUGUCUCAAAACACUAAGGGCUAGGAUAAAUCUCCAUGGUACAAAAGCCUAAUAUGCACAUGGCCCUAGAUUCAAUCCCCAGCACCACUUAAGGCCCACCGACAGUUCAAGGUUAUGUCAUCUCAGACAGAGAACUGAGAUUUGGUGAGUACUUUAGUUACCUAUUAAAAUGCUGCCAGGAUGAGGGGUUGAUAUGGGUAUCCUAGAUUCUGAGGAAAGGGCAGAAACACAGUGGGGCUUAUGCAGGAGGGGUGCUGCAUCUGUGUUCUUUAUGUCAGGAGAGGUUGCUUGUUUCCAUUCUGUCUAUCCAAGACAGAGCCCCUCACUAAGCAAAUAAUUCUCAAAGGCCAGCCAGAGUUGCAGACCACCUUCCAAAAAUGCAUCUUUCCCUGAGACUGCUCUGGAGCCUGGGGCCCAACCAUCCCAACACUAGUCCAUCUCCAAACCAGUCAACCUUGAGUCAAGACAAAACCAAAGGCCAGUUGCCCCUACACAUCCCUAGAGCCAUAAGAGCAGGACCUUUAAGCACCUGACUCAGGUGAAGGCUAGAAGUCCGUAUCCCAGCAUGCACCACAGCCAGAAGAAAAUCAAAUGCACAAGUGUCUUUGUACCUGAGUGUUCGUUCAAUAGUUAGAAUUAGGACAGAAUUUAACAAAUUCUACAAGAGUUGGCUUGAUUCAAACAAGUAUAAUUCUCAAAUUAUCACAAAAUUUCCCACAAAAGUUUACAAUCAGCAAAAUAUUUUCCUCAUUUUUCAUGUAGCAUUUUUAUAUAGCUCCGUGGUUUUGCUAUUACAUGUUACAGUAAGCCUUCAUUAGUCCCUCAAAAGGAUGAUAUAAAUAAUCAGUCUGUACAGCCUACCAUAUGAUAAAAAAAUGAAGCCAAAACUCCCAAUGAUUUCAUAGCAGCCAGGCACACUUUUGGUGACCCCAAUAAGAAUCCUCUCCGCGCCAGCCAGGAGCCUUGUACAGCCUUGAUGGGAACAGCAAGGCCCUGGGCCUGCCUACCCGACAUGCCUCAGGCUAACCCAAGGGAGGAAUGUGGCUUGGGAGGAAAGGAAACCUUGUUCCUCAACCACCCAAGACACAAGAGUGCCAGGAAAACUCUGGGCUGUCGGGCAGACCCACCCCAGCUGGCCACAGCAGCUCAGUGAGUUACAGCUCUGCUUCCAGCUCCAACAGCAGCAAUUUCAGGUAGGAAAGAACUACUCAUCUCCCCCUCGAGUUAAAGAUAAAAUCAUAAAGCAGAAUCAAAAAGUCAAUGCUCAUAUGAAUGGUGUCCACCCUGACCUGAGUCUUGCGCUCCCUGCUGCCUCUUUACAGAGCCAUGGGCUUUAGUACCUCCACAGGGACCCUGAGUCUAGACCACUCAGAACCAAUGUUCACACUAGCCACGCUCUGCAGCAGGGAACUAACCAAAGCCUGUGUUGAUGUGUGGCUUGCAUUGAAAAAGUGACCAGUAACAGCUGGGAACAUUCCAGUAGUAGUCCAUGUUUUCUUGAAAGUUCAAACUAUAAGAUAUUUAUGACAAUUCAAGUUUUUUAUGUUAAGAGUCUGGUGGUAGGAGAUCCAAACCUUGGGUCUUAAUAAUAAGGCUUUUUGCAUUAAAGAAUUAGACAUGAGCCCUGGUUGAAAGAACUAUCUAGAAUGUCUUCCCAGGGGCUUAACGGACACUUCCACUCUAAGGAAGUGGGUGGCUUCCUGGGCCACAGCACUCACAUCCUACAUUCCUUGUCCUGGAAGAUAUUUCUAGUGCUCUUUAAUUCCUUUUCUCUGAGAGGCAAUCUCACCUCAACAG
Messenger RNA from Nannospalax galili (Upper Galilee mountains blind mole rat), 3682 nucleotides. It is a transcript of the gene Cenpp, whose product is annotated as centromere protein P. The transcript is spliced from 8 exons. The coding region runs from base 460 to 1386 and encodes 308 amino acids. Lineage: Eukaryota; Metazoa; Chordata; Mammalia; Rodentia; Spalacidae. The record is from RefSeq and is a predicted model, not a curated record. Gene Ontology annotation, biological process: CENP-A containing chromatin assembly. Gene Ontology annotation, cellular component: nucleus; chromosome, centromeric region.